Camellia sinensis is the source of this 1441-nucleotide messenger RNA. RefSeq lists its product as uncharacterized. NCBI's taxonomy places the organism in Eukaryota, Viridiplantae, Streptophyta, Magnoliopsida, Ericales, Theaceae. The record is from RefSeq and is a predicted model, not a curated record.
UUUGGGUCUUGCAUUCUCUCUCUCCUCUCCCACAUACACAUACAUUCUCUCUCUCUCUAGGAUCCCUGCAUCACAAUUGACAUACACAUUUCCAGUGACCCACAUGGUUUUCAUUUUUCUUCUUCUUGCUCUCCUGUAAGAUCCCCAAAUUCCUCAUACAUAUACACACACAUUUGCAGGGAGAUAUAUAUACAUAUAGAUACAGAUCAAUCACAAUCUGUAUCAUCAUCAAAAACCCACCAUGGAUCUCCCACCUGAAGAGCUCCAAUUCCUGAGCAUCACUGACAUCCUCAAAGAAUCCACCUCAAUCCCAAAACAAUCCCCAAAAACCUUCUACCUCAUAACCCUAACCCUAAUUUUCCCUCUCUCCUUCGCCAUUCUCGCUCACUCUCUCUUCACCCUCCCUCUUCUCACCCAAAUCGACUCCCCAUUUGGUUCUCACUCCUCGCAAUGGACCAAACUCCUCAUCUUCCAGUUCUUCUACCUCAUUUUCCUCUUCGCUUUCUCUCUCCUCUCCACAGCCGCCGUAGUUUUCACCGUUGCCUCUCUCUACACCUCCAAACCCGUCUCUUUCUCCUCCACUCUCUCUGCAAUUCCCAGCGUUUUCAAGCGACUUUUCAUCACCUAUUUAUGGGUUACUCUCACAAUGUCCAUCUACAACAUUGUCUUUGUGGGUUUUUUGAUUCUUCUCCUCAUUGCUGUUGAUACCCAGAACCCAAUUUUGUUCUUUUUCUCCAUGAUUGUGAUUUUCCUUCUUUUUCUUGUUGUUCAUGUUUACAUUACUGCGUUGUGGCACUUGGCUAGUGUGGUUUCGGUGCUCGAACCGGUUUAUGGGUUCACGGCAAUGAGGAAGAGCUAUGAGUUGUUGAAGGGGAGGACAUGGAUGGCCAUUGUGCUUGUUUUCGUGUAUUUGGCGAUUUGUGGUGUGAUUAAUGGGAUUUUUGGAAGUGUUGUGGUUCAUGGUGGAGAGGAUUAUGGGAUUCUUGUGAGGAUUAUGGUUGGUGGGUUAUUGGUUGGGGUGUUGGUGAUUGUGAAUUUGAUUGGUUUGAUGGUGCAGAGUGUGUUUUAUUAUGUUUGCAAGAGUUAUCACCAUCAAGGGAUUGAUAAGAGUGCUCUGUAUGAUCAUCUUGGAGGAUAUCUUGGAGAGUAUGUGCCUCUCAAAAGCAGCAUUCAGAUGGAGAACUUGGAAGUUUGAGACCAUGGUGAGGGAGGUUAUUAUAUCUACUUGCUUUUUGUAUGCAAUGGAAUGAUAUGUAAAGGGGACACCUUUAAAUGGCUGGGUGAGUAUUCUGUUUCUUGGGUACUCAUAUUUGUUUGUCAAAAUAAAGAUUUUAGAAAGUCCUUGCUUUUGUUGUUGGAUUAUACUCAAAUGUAGUUUCAUGGAAUGAUCUUAUGUUGUUCAAUGGUGAUAUAGGUGGAAGAACUUGAUUUUGUUGAUUCA